Molecule: messenger RNA, 6727 nt
Organism: Phyllopteryx taeniolatus (common seadragon)
Lineage: Eukaryota; Metazoa; Chordata; Actinopteri; Syngnathiformes; Syngnathidae
Gene: taf1
Product: TAF1 RNA polymerase II, TATA box binding protein (TBP)-associated factor
Exons: 43
Coding region: 304-6414 (2036 amino acids)
Biological process (GO): RNA polymerase II preinitiation complex assembly; transcription by RNA polymerase II; DNA-templated transcription initiation
Cellular component (GO): transcription factor TFIID complex
Molecular function (GO): TBP-class protein binding; RNA polymerase II general transcription initiation factor activity; histone acetyltransferase activity
Source: RefSeq, a predicted model, not a curated record
ACUUCCGGUUGACCUGCGUGCGCUGUGGGUUACCUGCAAGCCUUCAGCGGUGGCGCUUCGUACACAAAGUAACAACAACAAAUACUAUCCUAAAUGAUUCAAGAGAAGACUGCAAGUGAAAAUAUUUCGUGUGACUUGCUAAACCGACGUGAGCACCGGUGAAAUAUUGUUGUUCGCAAAUGUGUUUGGAACACAGGUAAUGUUUUUUUCCCACAUUGGACGGUGAUGUUGCUGCUUUUAUGGACAUUUUUUUGACAUUUAUGAGCAAGCUCCUUGAGGACUAAUCGGCGAGAGAUCACAAGAAUGUCCGACUCCGACAGUGAUGAGGAUCAAGAUCGCCCUUUCUCCAUUACCGGCUUCCUGUUUGGGAACAUAAAUGAAGACGGUCAACUCGAGGACGACAGUGUCCUGGACAACGAGUCCAAAAAGCAUCUGGCCGGCUUGGGUAAUCUGGGUCUGAGUUCCCUCAUCACGGAGAUCACGGCCAACGAGGAUGAUGAGCGAGAGGAAAGUAAAACUCCCGCCAGUGUGGAUGCUGAGGGAUGGGUGAAAAGCACGGAAGAUGCGGUGGAUUAUUCUGACAUCAGUGAGGUUGCUGAGGAUGAAACACGGAAGUACCGGCAGGCCAUGGGAUCUUUGCAGCCCUGCAGGAAAACAGAUGAUGAAGACGACUACGACGCGGACUGUGAGGAUAUCGAUUCCAAGCUCAUGCCUCCGCCGCCGCCACCGAGCCUUUCGACAGCUGUUAAAAAAGAAGAGCCUCCGUCUCAGAGUGCAAAUGUCGGGGAAGAGGGUGAUGGCAUCAUCCUGCCGUCCAUCAUUGCACCUUCAUCGACUGCCGAGAAGGCUGAUUUCAGCAGUUCCUCUGACUCUGAGUCAGAAACAGACCGCCCCGGCCCGGGUUCUGGUCCUGGAGGCCCACCGGACAGGCUCACCCUCCCGCUUGCUGGCAUCAUGCAGAAAGAUGCUACCAAAGCACUACCCGGUGUCACAGAGCUCUUCCCAGUGUUUAGACCUGGAAAGGUUCUGAGGUUCUUACGGCUGUUUGGCCCAGGGAAGAACAUGCCGUCAGUAUGGCGCAGCGCCCGCAGGAAGAAGAAGCGGAAGCACCGGGACGUUCAGCCCGGGACGCCGCCGCCUGAGGGAGAAGUCGCAGACCAAGAGCAGGAUAAGAAGUCUGGCUGGGUUUACGAGUUCGCAAACCCUCCGCCCCCUGAGCAGUGUCUCUCCGACGACGAGAUAACCAUGAUGGCGCCCGUGGAGUCCAAGUUCUCCCAAACUUGUGGUGACGGAGACAAGGAGGCGGAGUCGCGACCUAAAGUUGCCGAAUGGCGAUACGGGCCUGCCCAGCACUGGUACGACAUGAUGGGGGUCCCCGAGGAUGGAAGCAAUUUCAAUUACGGGCUCAAGCUGAAGGAAUAUGAGGCCAGUGAGCUUCAGGAGCAGAACACACUUGAAGAAACAAGAAAGGCUGCUAAGCAGGAUGGGAGGUGGCACGAUAAUCAAGACGGCCACAAGAAUGAGGGGGAGGAGGACAAAUUGGCGCUGGAGAACGAGCUCUUCUUGAUGGUUACGCAACUGCAGUGGGAGGACGACAUCAUCUGGAACGGGGAGGAUGUAAAGCACAAGGGCACCAAGACUCAACGUGCCAGUCUCGCAGGGUGGUUACCCUCCAGCAUGACCCGCAACGCCAACGCUUAUAAUGCACAACAAGGUCUGACGAGAAGUAAUUCCCAGCUGGUCCCGCCUACACCGCCUCUCAUGACCAAAACCUUGUCAAUAACCGGCUUGAAGCGGGAUAAAAACAGCCACGAUCAUCCAUCCAAUCAGGAAGACGACGCUCCUUGGUUCUCCAUUUUCCCCAUUGACAAUGAGGAGUUAGUGUACGGGCGCUGGGAAGACAACAUUAUCUGGGAUGACCAGGAGAUGGAUCACUACCUCACUCCUCCGAUUCUCACACUGGAUCCCAACGAUGAGCACAUCAUUCUUGAUAUUCCAGAUGAAAAGGAAGCAUCGACAUCUCACUCCCCGUCGAAAGAGAAUAAGAAGGAAACCGCGAUCAAAAAGAGUCGCAUCCUGCUCGGCAAGACUGGCGUGAUAAAAGACGAGCCGCAACAGAACAUGUCCCAGCCUGAGGUGAAAGACCCCUGGAACCUCUCCAACGAUGAGUUCUACUAUCCCAAGCAGCAAGGUCUGAGGGGGACGUUUGGUGGUAACAUCAUCCAGCACUCCAUCCCGGCCCUGGAGCUGAGACAGCCCUUCUUCCCCACCCACAUGGGACCGAUGAAGUUGCGGCAGUUCCACAGAUCCACAUUGAAGAAGUACUCCUUUGGACCUUUGGCUCAGCCCGGUCCACAUCCUGUCCAGCCGCUGCUCAAGCACAUUAAGAAGAAGGCCAAGAUGCGAGAGCAGGAGCGGCAAGCUUCGGGAGGAGGAGACAUGUUCUUCAUGCGCACCCCGCAGGACUUGACAGGCAAAGAUGGGGAUCUGAUCCUGGCAGAGUACAGUGAAGAAUACACACCUCUCAUUAUGCAAGUUGGCAUGGCCACUAAGAUUAAAAACUACUAUAAAAGGAAACCUGGAAAGGAUCCUGGCGCACCAGACUGCAAAUAUGGCGAAACUGUAUACUGCCACACUUCCCCUUUUCUGGGCUCUCUGCACCCUGGGCAGCUGCUCCAAGCUUUUGAAAACAACCUUUUCCGCGCCCCCAUUUACCUGCACAAGAUGCCAGAGACGGAUUUUUUGGUCAUCCGAACCCGCCACGGCUACUACAUCAGAGAAAUUGUGGACAUUAUGGUGGUUGGUCAAGCCUGCCCCCUAUACGAGGUUCCUGGGCCCAACUCCAAACGAGCUAACACCCACAUAAGAGACUUCCUUCAAGUGUUCAUUUACCGCUUGUUCUGGAAGAGCAAGGAUCGUCCGCGGCGAAUCCGCAUGGAGGAUAUCAAGAAAGCGUUUCCCGUGCAUUCUGAGAGCAGCAUCAGGAAAAGACUCAAACUCUGUGCAGACUUCAAACGCACGGGCAUGGACUCCAACUGGUGGGUGCUGAAGCCUGACUUCAGAUUGCCAACAGAGGAAGAGAUCCGAGCCAUGGUGUCUCCCGAGCAGUGCUGCUCUUACUACAGCAUGCAGGUGGCCGAGCAGAGACUCAAGGACGCUGGCUACGGCGAAAAAUCGUUCUUUGCCCCAGAGGAGGAGAACGAAGAGGACUUUCAAAUGAAGAUUGAUGAUGAGGUGCGAACAGCUCCAUGGAACACAACAAGAGCAUUCAUCUCUGCCAUGAAGGGGAAAUGCCUGUUGGAGGUCUCCGGGGUGGCCGACCCGACGGGGUGUGGGGAAGGUUUCUCCUACGUCAAAGUGCCCAACAAGCCCACUCAACAGAAGGACGACAAGGAGCCUCAGCCUGCGAAGAAAACCGUGACAGGGACAGAUGCCGAUUUGAGGAGACUGUCUCUGAAGAAUGCCAAGCAGCUGCUGCGCAAGUUCGGAGUUCCCGAAGAAGAAAUAAAAAAGCUCUCACGCUGGGAGGUGAUCGACGUCGUAAGAACCAUGUCGACCGAGCAGGCGCGUUCGGGAGAAGGCCCCAUGAGCAAGUUUGCCAGAGGCUCACGUUUCUCCGUAGCAGAGCACCAGGAGCGCUACAAGGAGGAAUGUCAGAGGAUCUUUGACCUGCAGAACAAGGUGCUGGAGUCGACAGAAGUGCUCUCCACAGACACGGACAGCAGCUCGGCAGAGGAUAGCGACUUUGAGGAAAUGGGAAAGAACAUCGAGAACAUGCUGCAGAACAAGAAGACCAGCUCACAGUUGUCGCGCGAGCGCGAGGAACAGGAGAGGCGGGAGCUGCAGAGGAUGCUGAUGGGGGAGGAGAGCGAUCGUGACAACAAGGGACGCAAGGAGCGCCGCAAAAUCUUGUCCAGCUCAUUGUCCACCAGCUCCCACAAGGAUGACGACACAUCCUCGGUCACCAGCCUGAACUCCGCAGCCACGGGACGGCGACUUAAGAUCUACAGGACCUUCAGGGACGAGGAGGGCAAGGAAUACGUUCGCUGCGAAACUGUGCGCAAGUCUGCCGUCAUUGAUGCCUACACCAGGAUCAGAACGACCAAGGAUGAUGAAUUCAUACGGAAGUUUGCCCUCUUCGACGAGCAGCACAGAGAAGAGAUGAGGAAGGAGCGUCGGCGUAUCCAGGAGCAGCUGAGGAGACUGAAGCGGAAUCAAGAGAAGGACAAGUUCAAGGGACCUCCAGAAAAGAAAUCCAAGAAGAUGAAAGAGAGACCAGACCUCAAGGUAAAAUUAAAAUGCGGUGCGUGCGGCGCCAUCGGGCACAUGAGGACGAACAAGUUCUGCCCGCUGUACUAUCAGACCAACGCGCCCCCUUCCAACCCGGUCGCCAUGACAGAAGAGCAGGAGGAGGAGCUAGAAAAGACAGUCAUCCACAACGACAACGAAGAAUUGAUUAAGGUGGAAGGCACAAAGAUCGUGCUUGGAAAGCAACUCAUCGAAAGCGCCGAUGAGGUGCGCAGGAAGUCUUUAGUGCUCAAGUUCCCCAAGCAGCAGCUCCCUCCGAAGAAGAAGCGACGAGUUGGCAAUGCUGUGCACUGUGACUAUCUGAAUAAACCACACAAGGCAAUCCACCGCAGGCGCACUGACCCCAUGGUGACCUUGUCCUCUGUGCUGGAGAGCAUCAUUAACGACAUGCGGGACCACCCUAACACGUAUCCGUUCCACACGCCAGUAAAUGCCAAGGUCGUGAAGGACUACUACAAGAUCAUCACGCGGCCCAUGGACCUGCAGACGCUCCGGGAGAAUGUCCGCAAACGGAUGUACCCAUCCAGGGAGGAGUUCCGUGAAGCAGUUGAGCUCAUAUACAAGAACAGCGCCACGUACAAUGGAGCAAAACAUCCGAUCACACAAGUUGCGCAGUCCAUGCUGGAUCUGUGCGAUACUAAGCUGAAAGAGAAGGAGGACAGACUGGUUCGGCUCGAAAAAGCCAUCAAUCCUUUGCUUGAUGACGACGAUCAGGUGGCGUUCUCCUUCAUCCUGGACAACAUCGUAACCCAAAAGAUGAUGGUCGUUCCUGAUUCAUGGCCGUUCCACCAUCCUGUCAACAAAAAGUUUGUGCCUGAUUACUACAAGGUGAUUAUAGACCCGAUGGACCUGGAGACCACCCGCAAGAACAUCUCCAAGCACAAGUAUCAGAACAGGGACGCCUUCCUCUCAGAUGUCACUCUCAUCCACACAAACAGCAUCAAGUACAACGGCCGCGACAGUCCGUACACCAAGACGGCGCUCGACAUCAUCAGUGUGUGCAGACAGACUCUGGAUGAGUACGAUGAACAUUUGACACAGCUGGAGAAGGACAUCUCCACGGCCAAAGAGGCAGCACUGGACGCCGCGGACUUUGAGAGUCUGGAGAUGGCUCACGGCUCGUACAUGACGCAGUACGAUGAGCUCGAUAAGGACAUGGCCGCGGGCAAAGGGGCAUUCAUGGACUUACAGAGGCUGGCCACAUCUUCGCCCUACAUGGCCCAGGUCCGCCAUGGCAGAAGGCUCAGGGAAGAAGAAUCUGAUGUGGAUAUUGAAGGCUUUGAGGAGGAAGAUGACGGCAAACCCAAAACACCUGCUCCUGCAGAGGACGCAGAAGGAGAUCUAGAGGAUGACGAUGACGACGAGGAGAUGUUGCUGCCGCCGCGCAGGCGCAUGCACAACCGGCAGGAGGAGGAAGACGACAGAAGAUCCAACCCCCUCACCCACGCCAGCGUGUUGUAUCAGGACCUGCUCAUGUCCGACGGAGAGGAUGACGCCAGCGAGGAGGAGGGGGACAAUCCAUUCUCCUCCAUUCAUUUAUCAGAGAGUGGCAGUGACUCUGAUAGAGAGGUGGACGUGCGACCUCCACCUCCGAGGCGAGCGCAGGAGACGGCGCGCAUGGGCAUGGAGCAGGACGAGAGCAUGAUGUCGUAUGAAGGGGACCGCGCCGACGACGGGCCCCACAUGGAAGACAGCAACGUCAGCUACGGCAGCUUCGAGGAGAGCCGCAGUCGCAUGCAGCCCUCAGCCGGGGGGAACGCGGAGGACGACGGCAUCAGCGAGGACGAAGAGGAGGAAGAAGAGGAUGACGCACGGAGGAGAGCCCCAGCUGCGCAUUCUCAGUAUGAUGAGAAGGAAGCCAAAUGGUCAUUUAUGGACUUGGAGAGGCACAACCCAACGCCUGCGCCAUAUGCACAGCAGCCAUGGCAGCUACGAGGAAACAGACAAGAGGACGGCAACAGCGAGGAGGAGGAGGAGGAGGAAGACGACGAGGAGGAAGCACGGAGGAGAGGUCCGGCCGUACUUUCUCAGGUUCAGCUCAGUGAGGACGAGGAGAGCGAAGAAUUCAGAUCCAUCGGAGGAGACAGUGACAUGGACUCGGACUAGAUUACUUUUAUUAAUGCGAUAUCAAGAGAACAUGUUUGGAAGCCUCAUCGUGACAUGCAGACAUUGGAGAUUUUUGUUUUGUUUUUGUUUUUUUAAUGUAAAUAUAUUGUGCAUUGUUCUGUGAACCAUGUUUUACAACUUCUUGUACCAUUAGCUUUCUCAUUGUAAAUGUACACAUUUGUCUUUUGGAAUUAGACUGCAUUUAUGUCAGACAUUAUAUAUCCUUAUGAGGAAUUAGGCCUUCUUAGUUUUUUCAGUGGAAGGUCAGCCGUUUUGCUUGAAAAUACAAUAAACAGUGUUGUCAAAUGUUAAA